Darwinula stevensoni is the source of this 2007-nucleotide messenger RNA. The record is from the annotation of a GenBank genome assembly. Lineage: Eukaryota; Metazoa; Arthropoda; Ostracoda; Podocopida; Darwinulidae.
AUGGCUGAGCUGCAGGAAUUGGCAGCAGAACAUGCUGCUGGAGAUGGGCAUGAAUUAAUGAAGGAUGAUAUCAAGUGUACGGACACACAAGAGAAAAAACAAAAUGGUUCUUCUCUAUGUCCUGUUCAUCAUCGUGCUGUCUUGAAGUCACCAACAAUUGGGAGAAGAAGCCGUUUUCAUCCUUGGCACAUCAUUUUCCGACCCUGGAAGUGGCGUAGGAAGAAGAAAUCUGAUAAGUUCAAAGCCACUUCUCGUACUCUUGAACGGAAGAUAUCCGUACGGGUAGAUCGAGAUGAACUCGUCAAGAGAGGGAUUCUCCUCCCCAUCCCCUCAGAGGGGAAUGACUCUGUUACCGAGAAUGGUGUACCGGUACCAUCUACCAGCUGUGACCCUGUGAUGAGCACCCAGGGAUUGGGUGUGCCCAUGUCUCUAAAUGGCACUUCGGUAUGUGCACGCAUAGAAAUGCCAGAGACUGUGAGUGCAACCUUUGCUUCCUCACCACUCCCAUCUCACUCGACAUUUCACCCACCUCCAACCUCUGUUGACGUUCCUAAGCAACCUCCCCCUCCGUAUGAUCCCCCUCCCAUGCCAAAUGUCAGCACUGGUUCACCACACUUUAAUCAUCUACCACCUGCACUCCAGCGUCAGGUCCAGUGGCGGCCAAAUAACCUUCCCAUUCCUUUGCCUGGCAUGAGGCUGUCAGAUUCAAGGGGAACACACUCACCAGCAGAGGAUCGUGCAUCUCCUCAUAAUCGCACGCAUCAGGAAAAUGAGUUGCUCAAGAAUUCUGGAAUCCUGAAUCAACCAACACAGCAACCACUUAUGCAACCUUCUACUCAACCUCCUGUGUCAGCUGCACCUAUGCUCACAUUGUCUCAGCUGCCAGAACCCCCAAUUGCUGUUUCAGAAAUAGGACCUAUUCCACCUCCCCCCAUGUUCUCAUCUCCUGUGCUUUCUUCACGCCAGAAGCCCACUCCUCCUGUGCGUAACAUGGGCUUCCAGUUACCCCCUGUUUCAGCACCAGGGAAUAGCUACUCCUCCCCACAGUUCCAGGCCUAUAGAGAAAUUUGCACCUUCUCUAAUAGUCAACCAGAUGGGAUUUAUGAGGAUGAUUCCUCCCAAGAAUCAGAUACAGAAGACAUGCAUGAAUAUAAUGUGGAGGAUGACAGUGAGAUUCAGGAGUUGCAGACUCGCCUAGACACCACUAGAGUGGAAGAGGUCCCUGCAAAGGAGCCCCGGUAUGACAUCAAGCCAUUGAAACCUGCUUUGAAGAAGAAACCAGACAUGUCAGCUAGCCCUGUCCCAGGCAAUGCAUCCCCUGCCUCCCGAGGAGGUAACAGAAGCAACAGAGGUAGUCCUGCUGUUGGUGGCAGGGUAAGGAUCCAGGCUUCACACAAGAAUGAAAGUUAUAAGCCACCUCCGAUGAUCACCAUCCCUGGGUACAAUGAUUUUGAUGAGAGUGAUGAAGAGGAGGAUGGACCCAUUCUAUACAAAGAUGAUAAUUGGCUUGCAACCAAGAUAGCUAGAAAAGAUUCACUGGCCAUCAAGCUUGCUUUGAGACCAGAUAAGCAAGCUCUUAUUGAGAGAAACAUCCUUCAUGAUGUAUCUGAGAGGGAAAGACAAGAGACUAAAGAGGAGAUUGGUGCCAAGCUUGGACGACGGUUGACCCUGCGGCCCACUGCAGAGGAACUGGAGCAGCGUAACAUUCUGAAGCGUUUAAGUCCCGAGGAAGAGCAGCGACAGAAAGAGCAGAAGAAGAAAACUCUUCUCCGCAAACUGAGCUUCCGGCCAACCAUUGAGGAGUUAAGGGAAAGGAAGAUCAUCCGGUUUAAUGACUACAUUGAAGUGACUCAAGCCCAGGACUAUGAUAGACGAGGGGACAAACCCUGGACAAGACUUACACCAAAGGAUAAAGCAGCAAUUCGAAAGGAACUCAAUGAGUACAAAAGCAGUGAAAUGGAAGUUCAUGAUGAAAGCAGACAUCUCACUCGCUUCCAUCGCCCUUGA